UUAAUGCUGAAAACCCACCCAUGGCUGUGGUUCGGAAAUUUGUCCACUUGCUUGAUCAGAGUGACCAAGAUUUUCAGGAGGAGCUUGAGCUAAUGAAACUGCGUGAGGAAGUUGUAACCUUGAUCCGAUCGAAUCAGCAACUGGAAAAUGACCUCAAUCUCAUGGACAUCAAAAUUGGGCUGCUAGUGAAAAACAAAAUUACGUUGCAGGAUGUUGUUUCUCACAGCAAAAAACUUACCAAGAAGAACAAGGAACAGCUCUCUGACAUGAUGAUGCUGAACAAACAAAGGGGAGGUUUGAAAGCUUUGAGCAAAGAGAAGAGAGAAAAGCUGGAAGCCUAUCAGCAUCUGUUCUACUUACUUCAGACUAACCCAACCUACUUGGCCAAGCUGAUUUUUCAGAUGCCUCAGAACAAAUCCACAAAGUUCAUGGAUUCUGUCAUCUUCACGCUGUAUAACUAUGCAUCCAAUCAAAGAGAGGAAUACCUGUUGUUGCGGCUUUUCCAAACAGCGUUGCAGGAAGAGAUCAA
Molecule: messenger RNA, 529 nt
Organism: Tauraco erythrolophus (red-crested turaco)
Lineage: Eukaryota; Metazoa; Chordata; Aves; Musophagiformes; Musophagidae
Source: RefSeq, a predicted model, not a curated record